Molecule: messenger RNA, 15278 nt
Organism: Sus scrofa (pig)
Lineage: Eukaryota; Metazoa; Chordata; Mammalia; Artiodactyla; Suidae
Gene: TFEC
Product: transcription factor EC
Biological process (GO): regulation of transcription by RNA polymerase II
Cellular component (GO): nucleus
Molecular function (GO): protein dimerization activity; DNA-binding transcription factor activity, RNA polymerase II-specific; RNA polymerase II cis-regulatory region sequence-specific DNA binding
Source: RefSeq, a predicted model, not a curated record
GUAGCUUGGCCUCCCUUAGAAGUAGAACUAGUAGAGAAGUAGGAGUAAACAGAAAGAUCAUGCUUACAGCACAUAGGAAGCAAAUGGAGAGACUGAUUUUCACAGAUCAUGUUUCUGAGACAUUACCAAAGAUUCAUGUCAAUGAUAUAGUUCUCUAGAGAAACUCAGAAAAGCAAAGGAAAAUUUCCCUUGAGGACAAGGUCCAAGUCUACUGCUUUCUUUGAAAUAUCAAAGUACUCAUCUGCAGAUGUACUAACUCAAUAGGUACUCAGUAAAUGUUAAUUGGGUGAAUAAAUGAGCCAAAGAAAGGUACCUGCACAACUGGAAAGUCGUGCUGGGACUCAGCUACAGAAAGUUCAGAGGCAGCAAGUAAAACCCUUCAUGACCCUUGACUACCAGAUUGUCAACCAGACUCUUAAAAGGUCACACCCUUCGACACCAAGCAGUGCACUUUUGGUACAGCAUGGACAUCUGUCCAAGAGUGAUACUCCCUUCACUGGAAAUCCACUCACCAAGUUGCUAACUCUUGGUAAAGAAGAUGACAAUACAGAAUGGCAUCUAUCUGGAAGUAUUUUGGAUGUAUAUAGUGGUGAGCAGGGAAUUUCACCUGUUAACAUGGGCCUUACAAGUGCUUCUUGUCCAAGUAGUCUACCAAUGAAAAGAGAAAUUACAGAAACUGAUACUCGAGCUUUGGCAAAAGAAAGACAAAAAAAGGACAACCACAAUCUCAUUGAAAGAAGAAGAAGAUAUAAUAUUAAUUACCGAAUCAAGGAGCUUGGCACUCUUAUUCCAAAGUCUAAUGAUCCUGAUAUGCGCUGGAACAAAGGAACCAUUCUAAAAGCAUCAGUGGAGUACAUCAAGUGGCUACAAAAAGAACAACAGAGAGCUCGAGAAUUAGAACACAGGCAGAAGAAAUUAGAGCAGGCUAACAGGCGGCUUCUACUCCGGAUUCAGGAACUAGAAUUACAGGCUCGUGCUCAUGGUCUGCCAAUCCUGGCUUCACUUGGCACAGUUGAUUUAGGUGCUCAUGUCACCAAACAACAGAGCCAUCUUGAGCAAAAUUCAGUAGACUGUUGCCAACAAUUGACUCUGUCUCAGGGGACAAGCCCUGAGCUCUGUGAUCAAGCUAUGGCCUUCUCUGAUCCUUUGUCACACUUCACAGACUUAUCAUUUAGUGCAGCUUUGAAAGAGGAACAACGAUUGGAUGAUAUGCUACUGGAUGACACAAUAUCUCCGUUUGGAACAGAUCCUCUGCUAUCUGCCACUUCCCCCGCAGUUUCCAAAGAGAGCAGUAGGAGAAGUAGUUUUAGUUCAGAUGAUGGUGAUGAAUUAUAAAAAAUAAACAGGCUCAAUUCAUCAACUGGAAAGAAGUUCUAUGCUGGUGCUAUGCAUUUAAGUUCUUUGUUUCACAUACUACUGAAAGGAAUAUAUUGUUCAUGAAAAACUGAUUAGAAACAACAGAAUUAACAGGAAGAAGAAACAUGGUAUUGAGAGCUAAAAAAGAUUUUUUUCCUCUUUGACUACUGAGUCCAAAUCUACUUCAAUUUUGUUUUCCUGGAAAGAGACACAACGUAAAAAAUAGCUCUCUACUGAUGUUUUAAAGUAGUGACUUUGUGAUGUGCUAUUGGAACUAACAGACUGCAGAGAAUAAAUCUUCUGAAAUAUAAAUUUUUUUUCUUACUUCCAUCUCCUUCCUAUUCAAGUCUGACAACAUUAAUUUUCAAGAAUCAAGAUCAACAGAUCGGGCAGUUCAUCACCCUUCUCCAUUGUCUUUUGGACAUGUUGUCUAAAGUUCAAGCCUUAUAGGGGAAAUAAUUAAAAGAUAGAUUAUCUGUAACUUGCAAUUGAAAAGUGAAUCUAUAAUAGAAAUUAAAAUUUUCCACAAUAAAAUACAGAAAAUCUAAAAACUUUGGAUUCUAAAAUUAGACCUAAAUUCCUUUCGUCAGUUCAAUUGCACUAAUUUUAAAAGCAUCUUUGCAUAUCUGUGGAGACAUGCUCAGUUCAGAAAAGGAACACAUUGAAUAUUUUCCUCAAGAAUAUUCCCUAGAAUUUUAUCACUUCACAUAAACAUAUUUCCUUCCCCACAGGUAUACAAUGCUGAUAGUAUGUGUUCUUUUUAUUUCAGUUUUCUGCUUUUCUAAGUAGCAUCUAAAAUCACAUUCCAAAUCCUUUUUUCUUCAUCAAGAUGAGAUAUUGGAUAAUUAGUUUCAGCAAAUAAAAUAUCAAAAGUCCCCCUACUAAGACAAGUUGUCAAUUUGUUAAAAAAAAAAACAGCAUUAUUUCCAAAAUUGAAUGUAAAAUAAUUAGUUCAUACAGUUUUGCUACAAAUUGACAAAAUUGAAAAUUGGGUUGCCAACUGAUAAAAUAAUUGGUAAAACAGAAAAUCUUGCUUAUUGUAUUCAGUUCUGAGUGGAGGGUAAAGUUGUAUUCCUAUAAGUGCUUAGAAUACAAUCUUUGUUAGCUUUAUUAGCAUUUAUUAAGAAUAUGUAUAUCUAUAGGCCUUCACUCAAAUUUUCUUCUCUUGAGCUUCUUUGAAGCACUGGGAAUUGACUUAGCAAGCAUGUUGCUCUGUGCCGGACCUGCCUGAAUGACCAUCUGAUCAAUGAGUAUUUAUGGAGGCAUACUCAAAACUGCAAUGAAUUCUGUGAAAAUGUAGAACAGAUGAGAAAGAUAUGGUCUUACUCCUCAGGGAGUUAACAGUACUGCAUUGGAAACCACAGCAAAAUGUAGAAGACAUUUAAAAUUAAAGUCUACAUUGUACAGCAUAAACUGCAAAUACAGAAGGUCAGAGAAAAUAAAAAUGAAUGAAGGUUUAAGAAUCACAAAAGCAUGUGGGUACAGCAGAAUCUAACUUCUUUUAAAAGUAUACAUUUGGUGAAGGGGAGGCUGAAUAGGGGAAUAUCAACCAAAUGAUAAAAGUGAGAAUAAGUUGGGAAGUGCCUUCGUGAGACAUAACAGUAGAAAGAUCUGUCUACACUAGAAGAUGCCUGUUGGGAACCGUGGAAAAUAUUAGUAGCAAGUUGUGGAAGCCUUUGAAAACUAAGAUAAAAUGACAUAAUAGAAAUAGACUUUAUUUUCUAGAAGGGAGAAGCCUAAAAAUUAAAAUGCUACUUUAUAUUACUAAUGUAAUUGAGAUAAAAUCUUUCAUGAAUAUUAACUUUGGGAUUAAAAAAUAUAAAUUCACAAGCAAAUUAUUUUAACAUCUAAGGAUCAAGAGAGAUGCUUGGAAAAAUUGAUGGAUGCCCAGAAUAUUUUUGCAGAAAUAAGACUAAACAGUAAAUGAGAAAUAUUGUUUACCAAAUAAUUUUGUCACAACAUCAGCUAUCACUGGAAUAUUAAUACACAAUUAACCAAGCCUUGUUCAUUCAAAGAAUUAAUGCAUAAUUGCAAUCACAAAAAAUUUUAUUAAAAAUGAGAUAAUUUUAUUUUUAGUAUUUUUAGUUAUCUUUUCAUGAUAAGGUCCCAUCUGAUCUUUUUUCUCUACUUUUUAUAAAAUACUGGCUUCCUUAUCAUGGAUUCACAUUAAAAACCUUUCCAACUUCCAGUGAUCUUAAAAUAACGAAGACCUCUUAUGAGUUGAUGUAACUUUUCUUACUUUAUUUUUUCCUUUUAGUAUCCUUUUUUCUUGAAUCUUCUCCAUAACUGAGAAUAUAUAUACAUAUCAUAUUUCCUUAGUUAUAGAUGUGAUGUCAGUGACUAUAGCUUUCUUUAUGUGGGUGCAAAACUCUAAAUAAUAAAGAGCCAGAUGAGCCAGGGACACCGAAAAAUAAACUUCCUUCUUUUUUUAACUCAUUCUUUUCUACUCACAUGACUGUACAUAAAAUAUUUAUUAGCUCUUACUUAAAAAAAAAUAGACACAAUGAGUUUCUUGACUUAGUAUGCUCAUUUAACUUUCUGUUAAGGAAGAAGUUAGAUUUCACAGGUAAAAAAGAAUUUAUUUUUUCCUUGGUUUGAUUGAGUCAUAUUGGAAUUUUCUUAAACUUCAAGAUAUCACAAAAGUAUUUUUUGCUUUUCUGGUAUUGUGGAAUUUUGAUAUUUAAAUAAAUAAAGGUAUAACUAAAUGUUUCAAUGUUUUAAUAAUAUCUCUAAGCUGAAUUUAGUGACUUGAUCAUGUCUAAGAUGUAUAUGAAAACUAGAAUCAAUUAAUCAUUUUUCUGAGUUAUCAGCAUUAGAUCAACCAACUAGGUUUCUCAAAAAUACCUGAAGGAUUGAAUUUUGCUUCAACGUUGUUAAUGGCACAACCUAUAAUUGCCUCAUGGAGUUACAUAUUUGCCCUUCCCGUGCCCUGUUUAUUGAUAAGAACAAGAUGUCAAUUUGAGUUAGUGUUAAGUUACAUAUACAGAGAUUUCAUUAAUAAAUGAAUACUUAAUAAUUUACUUAAUAAAUACUUAACACAUUUAGAGUGUUGCUGAUCUAAUGUGUCUAUGACAUUCCUGUAAUCAUUAUAUUGCAUAUACCAAUAUUUUAUCAUUUAUAUGAUUCAUAACUUGUAAAGUAUUCAAAAUCUGAUAAAAUAGCUCUCAAAAUUUUCCUGUGCUUUUUUUUUUCUGUGAGAUUCAUAGAGAAUUUGACUAUAUAGGGUUUUAUCAGACAAUAUUUUGAUUAAAAAACACACUGGAUUCAAUCAAUUUAAAAAUGAAAUACUAUCUGCUGCUUUAUACAUAAAAGGGAAUGUUUUAUCUUUUUCUUAUAAAUUGAUUUGUUUAUGUAUUUCUACAUAUUAAAGUGAUUUCUAUUGUAUUUUAUACCGAUUAAAUUUUCAGUAAAAUAUAUUUUUUCUACAUUUAUCCAACGGGCUUCAAGAAUAAAGUUAAAGACUUUUGUGUUUGCAAUUCUAUCUCUGCUAUUCCUGCACCACCAUUUUAUUUAAAAAAUUCUGUAUUUUCAACUGCCUUCUCCACAGAAAUAAACUUUAUUGAUAUUUUAUUUAAAGCUGAUGGCUAUAUAUAACAAACAAAAUAGAAAAUAUGCAAAAUAUGUUGAAAGAAUUAUGUGCAAUCAAGAAGUUAUAUAUUAUAGUAUUCUUUAAUAUGUGGUUACUGAAGUUUAAAAGCUAACUAAAUCCAAAGAUUUUACCUAAUAGCAUUGCAGUUGCUUAUGGCAUACAAGUCUAAAAUUAAUUCAGCUAUUUAAUCUUAAUAAUAACAAUGUAGUUAAAAAUCUUUGACUUUAGUAGUAUUUUAUAUAUAUGAAUAGCUGAAGUAAUAUUCCUAUAAUUUUAAUCUAACAUUGGUUAGAUCAAGAAAACAUUGUUAAUGUAAUAAGACUGUAGAAUUUAUAACUACCACUAUUUUUCAUUUUUAAUAACAAAGCAAUGCGUCUUAUUUUCUAAGAAAAUAGAGAGCUUUGGUGUUCUCUAAUACAUAUAUGAAUCUUUGUACGCAUACUUUUUAAAAUGUACCAAUAUUUUCUUUACAUAUAUAUAUAUAUAAUGAAAACAUAGAAUUAUUAAAUGCUUUAAUAUACUUUUUGUUCUCCCUUUGUAUAUAGACUACACUGGAAAAUACAGAAUGUGGGUUAAUCAUCUGGAAGGAUACUUAACAGCCAGGAGGCUUCAGAACUGACAACUUCUUACUUCAUAGUCCAUGCUGAAAACAGUGAUCCAAUAAUUUCCUUAUUAAUGAAAAUAAUGGUUACAGUUUUAAAUAUAGUCUCCUGCCAUAUGGUUCUUCAUGCUGUUAUGGUUUUGAUUUAUGGAAAAUAUUUAUCAAAAUAUUGCAAAAUUGCUAACAGGCAUAAUUGUAGCAAUGAAAUCUCUAAGAAACUGCAAAAUCUCUUAAUAUACUAGAUAGUCCCCAGACAAUCUAGGAUAAAUGGAAAACUGUAUUUUAAUAUGUAAAACAUUUUAAAGCUGCUAAUUUGUAUUGACUAGGCCUGUCCCUUGAUAACGAAAUUAAUAAGAACUUAGUUAAAUGUUAAGACUUUCUAAUACUUAAUACCGUGUUUAUGGAAAUGUUUUUCUAUAUACCUGCUUCAAAAAUAAUAGAACAGGAUGGCUCUGAGUUGAGUGUAAAAGAUGUAAUUCUGUGUUCAAAUUUAGGUUCACUUCUUUUUAAAAAAGUGUUAUAUCAGAUAAAUAUUUUUCUUAAUGCAUCAUCAGUGCCAAAGAAUAGGUCAAUAUAAUAAUUUCUGUGUAGAGAGGAAUAACUAAUCUAAUAAAUAAAGAUGUCCUAUGUUUUAUAUUCUACCAAUGGUUAGCAGAGAGAAGGUUUCCUUAGUUCCCAUUCCUAAGGAACUCAUUGGUGGAAGAGAGGAACCAAUAUACCCACAAUUAGACAUAGGAUCACAUGGGAGGCCUGAGUAACCCAGACCUGUGGGGGUCUAGAGAGGCUUCUUGAAGAAAGUGGCUUCUUCCCAGAGUACAUGGUGAGACCACUAUGCCAAGUCAUGAAAUUCAGGCAUGGAGAAGUUAAAUAACUUGACUGAAGUCCCACAACUAGUAAGGAUGGAAACUCAGAAAAGAAACUUGAAAAUACAUAAUUUCAAGCUUCAGAAUGGAUAUAUGUCAACAAAAACCAGUCCAUUUGUUGGAAAAUUAAGUCCAUCAUAACUGCAGUUUUCUUGUAAAGAGCAAUAACAGGAGACAUGUAACAGGAUGGAAAUUAGACCCCUGGACUCAAGUCGUCAGCUUUCUCAGUAUUCCAAAGCAUAAGCAGAACCUUCAUUUUGUUUUAAUCACUUGACUGUAUUGAUACUUAAUAACUCAUAUGAUACUUAAAAUUCAGAGAGACAACGGUGGAGAAAAGAUCUUUCAACGUAAGCUUCAUUGAUUGUCUCACUUCUGUGUUGUUUAUAAAUUUUGGCUCAAACCUCCUCACUAGUUCUAUAUGUUAAUAGAUGAAAUUCCCUCUUUCUUCAGUUAAUGUAAUACAGAUCUAAUCCUUAUGCAAUGAUUCUAGCCUAGGCUUCUUUCCAGUCCUCUGGAGUUAUUUAUAUGCAAUUUUCAAACAGAAAUGAUCUUUCCUAUAUGCACUAAUAAUAUUUACAUUUUUAAAUGGAACACAGACUCAGAGUUGAGGUAAAAGGUUAUGAGGUCAAAGAAACACAGAGAUUAGAUCUUUAACCAGGGCAGACUGUUACAUAUUGAAAAUAGCAAUAUCAUAUUUUUGCAAAUUUCAUGCUCUUGUUGGAGACAUAGAUGCCUAAUUGUAGAAGAAUUUCUUUUUAAAAAGAACAACUGUGUUCACUAAUAACUAUUUAAGUAGCCCAGAUGAAGGUCAUGUCUAUUAGGAUAAAAAUAUUUCUGAACAAUUCCAAACAAUGAAGUCCAAAACAUUGCAUGAAAAGGGAUGGAAAUAAUGGAAUAAUAUUAGUGAUAUUGAAUAAUAAUGGAAUAAUAAUGGAAUACAAUCAGUGAUAGUAAAACAAAUAUAAAAUCAUAGCUAACAGACCUAUUUUUUCAAGGAGUGAAUUUUCUAUUUGCAAGAAAGCUAAAUAUUGAAAGAUUAUUUUUAUAGUGCUGUAUACAACUCUUGAUGAAUUAAAAUUCUCUAAAAACCCAAACAUCAUGGAAUGAAUAUAGAACCAAAGCAAGGUAUGAAAGUAAAAAGCAGGGUAACUGAAAAAUGCCCUCACUUCUCUCUGGUUCUCUGUACUCAUUCCUCCAAAAAAUGGGCUUCAGGAAGAGCAGUCUAUUGAGCUCCCAUUAGCUUGCAUAGGUUUUAUUUUUUGCCUUUUCACAUUAGAAUAAGGUUCUUGGUGGAAUGGCUGACACUAUGCUCUCUACUGUAUGAAGUUAGGUCUUUCGUAGCUAUGAUAAAUAGCUCCUUCGUGUCUAACAGAAAGUUUGCUGUAGUUUAUCUCAAGUGGUGGAGGUUUAUAGUAUGAAUAUGGAGCAUUUUGAGACAUAAUAUUCCUUUCUUUUAUACACUGAUUCUAGUUGCUGGGUAUCAUGCCUAGUUAUCCAAAAAUAAAAUAUUUAUAAGUUAUUCUUAGAAGAUGUGACAGCUCCCACAUUCAACCUCUAAAUUUGAAGAAUAUUGGCUUACCAAUACAUGUGCUAGAUCAGAGGUCAGCAAAUCUUUUCUUUAAAUGGCCGACAAUAAAUAUUUUAGAGUUUGGGGGCUUUACGUUUUCUAUUGCAGCUACUCAUUUCUGCCCUUAUAAGGGGAAUGCAGCCACAAAAAAGCUAUAGACAAUAUGCAAAUGCAUGGCAUGCCUGUGUUCCAAUAAAACUGUAUUUACAAAACCAGGUAACAAGCCUGUGGAACCUAGUUUGCCACCCCUAGUCCUAGAUAACUCUGUUUUUAUGUAAUGAAGUAAUAGCUAAUAGUAACAGCUUUUAUCUUUUUUACUAAAAUGGUAAAUAAGGGUGCAUUAUUUUGUUUUUUACUUCUCUAAAGUAAGUACAUGAUACAUAACCCCAUACCUUUUUAUGCAUGUGUGUUGCUUAUAUGUGUAAACCAUAAAUUAUAUUUAAACUGUUAAGAUUUUUUUCAGAAUCAGAAGAAAUAUUUCAUAAAUGUAUACUUUUAAUCAUAACUAUUUCAAGGAACCCCCAUCUGCAUCUCUUAUUUUUAUUGAAUUUAUAUGAAUAAUGAGCACAAAGGGAAUGGCAAAAAUUUAUUUUUUAACCUUAAAAGGAAUGGCCCAGGAUGAAUAUAGUAACUCAUCUCAAAACCAGCCAUAACAUGAAAAAGAAAACAAAAGUUAUAAAUUAGACCUACUUUGGUCAGUAACCAUCAAAUACAACCUAACAACAUACCAGUUAAAGCAGUCAGAGAUAUGGGCAAAAGAGUAAUGAAGAAUAUAUACCUUUUCAAAAUGAGGCUAGUCCAAUCCCAUACAUCUAGCAUAUGAAUAAAUUCCAUUUGAAACCCUCAAUAGAAGUACUGUAUUUUAAAGAACAAAAGAGGCAGCUUCAGGCUAUUUUUCAUAAUUUUUCUAAUUCAUUGUUUUAAUGGAAUAGGAGAGUUUUGUGGGACUGAAAGGAAAAAAAAAAAAAAAAAGAAGCCCUCUCUGAUGAGCUCUGAAUUUGCAAAUAGUAACUGCCACCUGAAUAAAGUACAGUACUUUGAAUGAUGGUGAUAUUGUCAAUGAUGCAUUUUAAAUCAAUGUAGCUCUAAAAGAAGGUAAGAUCUUUUCAUUUCACAUUACUGUAUUUACCAUUUUUUUCUGGUCUUUUCUUAGGUAAUAAGGAAUAAAGGAACUUAUCUUAGAAAAAAGUGACAAUGAAGGAAGAAAUCCUGACCUUCAGUUUUAUUAAUAAUAAUAAUUAUUAUAUUAUUAUCAUAUUAUUUAUCUAUAAAAAAUAUUUGACAAGAAAUUGUAGUUCUCCUGUGAAGAUCAAGAAACAUCCUGAUUUACAGCUAUAAAUAAUACUUCUGAAAUUGUAGCAAUCCAUUAAAGGAAAAAGUAAGAGCAAGGUGUUCCCAAGCACUGUUCCUUUCACAGAUACACAGUCCUUAGAAAUUUCAAAAAGAGCUACUUAUUUGCAAGUGUAUAAUUUCUGAAUUUUGAGAACUAUAUUCUAGAGGAUCGUUUUUCGCAGCCCGAAGAAUGAGCUGAAUCCAAUGAAGGAAAGCAAAGGUUAACUGAGUUAUCCAGUAGCAUCUUCUGUCAGGAAAGAAAAAAAGAUAAAAGCCUCUAGACUUCAUGGGGAAAGAUGACUAUACCACACGAGUUCUAAGCCACAUGAUCAGGACAAGUGAGUUACAAUACAGAAAAAGACUAAGGUAAGACAAGUAGAGCAUCUUUGUGUCAGUAAAGGGUGUACUAACAAGAAAAAUCUGAGCUCGAAUUAUGAGGCUCAAGAGAAAAAGCAGUGGGUUUUUUUGAUGGUGGGAAGAGUGUGGCAAGUGUCUUUUUCACUGAAAGGUUAGUUUUGGCCCUUACACCUCUUAGUGUUGCUUCAGCUGUACAAUGUCUUUGUCAAACCUAGGCUCUUCAUUCUAAUAAUUAAAAGAGACCAGAAAGCAUUGCUUAUCCUGGAUUCACUCACUUCUCUGUUAUAAACAUAGAGAAAUAAGCCUUUUGGGAGAGCUCAGUAUGUUUUCUGAUGAACUAGAAACCACAGUGGGAUUUCAACACUCAAUUUUAGCCCUAGGUUAAGUCAGGGAAUGUAGUGUCUCAAAAUUAGAAUAAAAUAAAGAACUCAUUAAAGACAUGUUAUAACCAUGAGCAUUGAGUCUUGGAUAAGACUUUGAAAGAAAGUGAUAAUAAAUUACACUUCCACUGUAUCAAGAAAUAUGUGAUGAUUUCUGCCUGAGACACUAUCAUGUAAGUAAACCUGGUGACUAUCUAUGUAUAAAAAUCAGCGAUCACAUUUAUUUAUUUGUUUAUUUAUUUGCAUCAAAACUAGAAAGUCUGUUUCAUUACUAGAAAUUAUUUUAUAUUCCUGGUAGCUGCAACAGCAUGGGCCUUGAAGAUACUAGAGACUCAUUCUUAUUAAGACAUUAGCUGAUACAUUUAGAAAAUUUUUUAGCUGCAAAAAUAACAGGAGGCCAACUGCUUAACAAUAAAAAACAAUUGAAAAGAACACUAAACAUGUAUUAUUUCUCUGUAAUCUCAAAAUUUAUAGGUUGUAGAUGAUGGAAAUCAACUCUAGCUGAUUUAAGAAAAAAUUUUCGAAUAGAUGGCUCCCAAAAUCUCUGCACCGAUCCGAGAAACAGGUGCAGAGGUUUGCAGCCAAGGAUGAAACUAAAAUCAUCUUGCAAACCUUGUCCCAUGAAAACACCACUGUUGAGACCCUUGGGCAUGGACAGACCAGCUUUCACCACUGGCACUACCAAAGCAGAACCUGAGACAUUGGUGUUGGCAAUGCUGCCCAGCUGCCUCUGGAAAGUGGACAUAGCUACUGCUGGUGGACUACCCUCACUUGAAGUGUUUCCUCCUGGUCCAUGCUCUUUCAUAUCACAAGCUCCUGUUAAGAUAGGGCAGAGUCUAGUUUGCGAGAAAAAAUGGGAAAGUGGCAACUUUGGUUUUAUAAUGUAAGGUUGACUUUACGUAAUAGUGAGGAGGCAUCCUAGCACAGAAAGAGGAUUGGAUUGUUGGAUAGUCAAAAAGAAAGACAAAUGUCCAUUGCUCCCACAGAAUCAGAAGUCCAGUUAUUGAGUUCUAGAUUGAUGAUUUAUUAGCUCUGUGCUGUAAGAACCUAGAUUUUUCCUGUCUCUUCCCUCUGCAGUCCUCAGUAAGUUGACCUUUGGUUUUUGCUUUUUUUUUUUCUUUUCUUUUCAAGUUGUAUUUCUUCAUUUGCUUAUGUUUCCUAAGGCAGCUGCAGAAUUUCUAAAUCAGUAUGUAUUCCAGGCUCAGAGAAUAGUGCCAGGAAGAAAACUGUCUGGGCUUAAAGGUAUGAAGUUUUCUAGAUGGGUUGCAUCAAGAGAGACAUUUGAUAUACUUGAAAGACAUUCACUUAAAAGUGCCAGCCCUGGGAGUGAGCGAGAGAGAUGUAAAAUCUCCAAAGAUAAAAUUGUGUUUCUUUUAUUACUGUUUGAGCCCCAGGGGAACAAUAACAAGAAAUCUGCAGAAGCCCUGAGGACUACUUAUUGAUAUGAAGGAAUUCUUGAAGAGGGUUCUCACCAAAAGGAAGGUGGAGAAAGGGAUCAAUGAUUUCAUGAUCUAUUAUUGCUACGUUUACAAUUAUCCUAAAGGGCUCCAACAUGUACCCCACCAAAAUGAUCCAAACCCAUUACUAACAUACCAAUAUUAUAACUUUAUCCUUUUGGUCUUAAAAAAAUAUUCUAUUAAAGCAUAAAGAAAGGGUCUUAGUUAAAAUUCUUUCAGUUGUAAGUGAAAAAAACUUAAUCCAAUUGGCUUAAGAAAAAGAAGAACUUAAUGUAUCAUAUCAUGGAAACGUCUAUAGGAGAACUGACUAAGCUUGAGGCAGGAGCUCAAAUGAUGCCAUCAGGACCCUCUUCAUCUAUUUCUACUUCUGUCUUUAUGCCAGUGCCAGUAAUGACAGUGAUGGUUACACAUGGUAUAGCAGCUCCAGAUUUUACAUCCUCACAACUUCAAGGCCAAUGAAAGAAAGAAAGAAAGAAAGAAAGAAAGAAAGAAAGAAAGAAAGAAAGAAAGAAAGAAAGAAAGAAAGAAAGGAAGAAAGAAAGAAAGGAAGAAAGAAAGAAAGAAAGAAAGAAAGAGAAAGAAAGAAAGAAAGAAAGAAAGAAAAAGAAAGAAAGAAAGAAAGAAAGAAAGAAAGAAAGAAAGAAAGAAAGAAAGAAAACCAAAACUCUGAUUUGUUUCCAGAUAUUUCAGCAAUAUCUCAUUGACUGUGAUUAGCUCACAUACCCAUCCCUAAACCUUUCACUGUCCUGGGAAAUUAUAUGCUGUGACACAUCACAAAGUCAUCCCUGGAGUCUGGAAGGUGGUCAGCCCAACUGAAGAAGCCUGGAAGCUAAAACAGAGUGAGAUAAUACUCUCUCAGAAAGAAGUCUGGCCAAGGUUUUUUUUUUUUUUUGUGAAUAAAUUUUGGGGGCAAAAAUAAACCGAUGUCCCCAGCACUUUAUCAAAAAUUAUCUGAACUCUGAAAGGCAAAGAUUAGAAAGAAAGUAGAUAUUUAGGGGAGAAGAGAGUCAAGAAGGAAGAGGUGGAUGGUGGAUGGGGGUGGUUAAGAAUAUCAAAGAAACUGACUUACAAAUUGACCCUCAUGGUAAGCAGUGAAAGGAAAGAGCCCCCGGACUUUUCUGUAGGAUUCUAAAUCUACAGACAUAAGAAACUGUUUUAAUGAUAGGUGUGAAACUAUUUUUCUUUAAAUCUAAAGUUUGGAAUAGUUUCUGAAAUUUGGGGGGAUUUAUUUAUUUAUAUUUGUUAACAUUCAAUAACACUUAUGCUAGUGCUAUGUGCUAGUUUCUAUCCUAAAUAUUUUGUAUGCAUCUAGUAAUGAUUAGGAAGAUAUGUCCUGAGAUGAAACUCUUUGUAUUUUCGUACUCAUGUGACAAUUUACUAGUUUAUGACUUUGGUCAGAUAACUUUAUAAUCUUUCUACAGUUAUUUCCUUCUAUGUAAAAAGCAGAGAGAAAGAGUAUGUCAUUCAAAGGGUUGUCGAAAAGAUUAAAUAAUUUAAAGCAUUGAGAACAUUACUUAUCACAUAGUCAUUGCUGAAUAAAUAGGCAUUAUAAGGAUUACAUACUGUCGUUGUUAUUAAAUAUCAGUUUCUUCAAGUUUCAAAACCUGUGAGAUGGGUACUAUUAUUAGAUACAAGGAAACUAGGGAAAAAGAGAUUAAACAAUCUUUCAGGCUGCAUAGGCAGAAAAUUAAGUUGUGUUAAGAUCAGAAUCCAGGUCUCUCUACUACAUAACCUGCAUUGUAAACUUCAAAGUUAAUGGCUUUUAGGAUAGAUCAUCUGCCAGAAUUCAGGACUUUCUGCACGCAGAGAGGAGAUAUAGGGAAAAACACAGCUGGUCUCUCUACCUUUUUCUUUUGGUAUUCUUCAUGAUUCAUGGUCUUCAGAAGCAGUAUAGACCAUUGUACAUUAAGUAAUACAGAUUGUACUCUGGGGAAUAAUUAGUCUCAUGUAGGCAAGAAACAAUCCACCUUCUCAUUUCUAAUUCAGAUUUGGCCAUAGCCUGAAAAUAAUAGUAACUCCAAGUUCCACUCAAAAAUGGAAUAGAUCAAUCAACCAGGUAGCCUGCAUAUCAUUAAGGACUUAAUUUGCUGGGACCAGGAGUCCACCUUUUUCAGUUAAAAUAAGACUAAUGCUUAGCAUAUCAAUAUUUAAGUGGAAUCUAUUUUUAUUAAUUAGGAUUUGAAGGUUGUCAGAAACUCACUGCAAAUCGUCAAUUACCUUGUACCUGGGAUGUCCCUUAUAACAGUAUCGCAUUAUAUAGCCAUAAAAAAUUCAGAAAUAAAGUGAAAUGUGCAGGAAAUUCUUUAUUUAAAAUUGAAAGAAUGAAAAUUAACCCUUAUUCUUUAAGAGACCUUAUCGUUAACUUCAUAUCUUUCUAGGUUUUAAAACUAUCAAAGAAUACUGUAGAUACCAGUUCUUUUUUGUUCUACCUAAUCCGAUUGAACCUACUUUAAAUAGCCAUAAUUGGUGAUUUUCCAGAUCAAAGGUCUUCCUCAGAUCAAUGAGCAGAGCUUGUCUAUAUUGAUUACCAGCCAUGCCUAUGAAAAUAUCAUUUGUUACCUCGGGAAUGAUAGUGGAAUGAAGAGGCUAACACCAAAUUGGAAAGAGAUCAAUGAAUUUCAUGUAGAUAAAAAUAAGCAUGUUACCUGAGAAGAGGACAUCAAUUUUCUAUGGACCCUGGACCAAACAGCAAAGGAAAAAAUUAUCUAGGCUUUCAGAUUCAGACAACUUUUAUUCCACAGCACUGUAAAAUAUCUUGUAACUGAAUAGAUGGCAUAAAAACAGCUAUGUGUCAGAGGUGCCAUAAAACCACGGACAAGACAGAGGAGAUCUAUGUAUGUAUAUAUAUAUACAUAUAUAUAUGGAGAGAGCAAGAGAGAGAGAGAGAUCCAUCUUAUAUACGGAGAGAGAUAAAGUCCUACGUUGGAUUAGCUGUCUGCAGAAUGUGAGCCAUUACCUCAGUUUCCCUCUAUCUCCUCUAGUCCUGAGGUCCCAGGUGGUAAACAAUACCAACUUUUCUUUCUCAUGAUGGUUUCCAGAAGUGAACAAAGGACAUCCAGAACACACUGUCUUCUUUGGAAACAUGAUUCCAGAGUUACUAGAAGAUGAAAAAUUUUAAAGAAAGAAUGAGAAUAUUCACAUUGGGGCAGAGAAAAGAAGAUAUGCCAGGAAGAAGGAAAAGCAUGUGAAAAGCUCGAAAUUGAAAAGGCAGCUGAAAUAACCAGAGAGAGAUAUUUUGAAACAGUUCAUUAUCUAAUUGGCCCUACCUUAUUGCCUGGAUAAGAAGGACUAAGAGAAUAACAGAAUGUGGCCCAAGAAAGACUCACUGACCCAGUACAGAAGAAAAGACAGAGAUCAGCUGAGAAACUUCAUUGUGAAAGAAUCACUACCACCACUGAGGGGACAAUGACACAGUUAGUUGUUCAACAUUGGAUUCUUCCACAACUUGAGAUUUGCAAUUUGGGCAAAGCUCAGUGAAGAUAACUCUUUUCUGUUCCACUUGACAUCAAUUGCAAAAGCUUGAAGGUUAAGAGCUGAAUUUAUCUGAAGACUUACUCAUUCGCAUGUAUAGUGGUUGAUACUGGCAGUCAGAUUUGGGCUAGCUCUUCAGCUCUUCCAUAAGAUAGUACACAGACUCCAUGACUUUCUUACCUCACCAUAAGGUAUUACAUUGUUCUGUUACCUUGAUGACACCAUGGACGUUCUACAGGCUCAAGGAAAAUACCACCAGGCAGAAACUUUGAUCUUCAGAAAGGAAUAAGUGUACCAAAAUGUGU